UUCCGUUGAGUCUGAGAGGGCUCUCACUUAAAGAUGGUUUGACUGAGGAAAGUAACCAAGAUGAAGGAGCGGGUCUACUGUACUACCGAAGGAAACCAAGCAAUAGCGAAGUGACGUUUAUUUACUUCUUGUCUAAACACAAGCGGACGACACUCCCAGGAGCUUUGCUGAUAGCAUGCCAGUGGAGGUGACACCUCUUCAGAUGCAGGAACAUGUUGGCUAUGGACCAAGGAGUGGUGGAGGAAUGGCUGUCAGAAUAUAAGACCUUGCCUGACAGUGCUGUGUCAGCCUAUGCUGCAUCACUUAAAGACAAAGGUGCCCUUGUCCCUGCACUCUACAAGGUCAUCCGGGAGAACUACAGUGAACUGCUGGAGCCAGUGUGUCACCAGUUGUUUGAGUUUUAUCGGAGCGGUGAGCCACAGCUGCAGCGUUUCACUCUUCAGUUCCUUCCGGAGCUCCUGUGGAGCCUUCUGUCUGUCAGCGCAGCCAGGGACCCACACACCUCAGGCUGCAUUGAGGCCCUGCUGCUGGGCAUUUACAACCUGGAAAUAGUUGAUAAAGAUGGGCAGAGUAAAGUAUUAUCCUUCACUGUUCCUUCCCUCUCCAAGCCCUCAGUGUACCACGAGCCAUCCACCAUCGGUUCCAUGGCGCUGACAGAAGGGGCUCUCGCCACUCAUGGGCUGAGCAGGGUGGUGUACAGUGGGCCACUCCUUCAGAGAGAAAACUUUACUGCACAAAACAGAUUUGAGGUGCUGUCCUUCCUGUUACUGUGCUACAACUCUGCUCUCAGCUACAUGAGCUCCACUUCCCUCCAGUCCCUCUGCCAGAUCAGCUCCAGACUGUGUAUAUGUGGUUACCCACGACAACAGAUACGGCGCUAUAAAGGUAUUAGCACACGGAUGGCGGUUACAUCGGAGUUCUUGGUUCAGCUCCUCACCGGGAUACAUUAUGCAUUGUGUAACGGGGAAGCGGAAUUUGGAUCCAAAGCCCUGGACGAUGUCCUGUAUCGGGCCCAGCUGGAGUUGUUCCCCGAAGCACUGUUGGUGGGUAAUGCCAUCAAGUCGACGCAGCAGGGCGCCGCUCUGAAAAGCAACAACAAGGAGGGUGCACGUAGUAUCCAGGUGGAGAUUACACCCACUGCCUCCAGGAUCUCUCGAAAUGCUGUCACUUCCCUCUCUAUAAGGGGGCACCGCUGGAAAAGACACGACGCAGUGGAUCUGGGUUCCCCGGAUGAGCUGAUUGAUAUUGCGGAGGCGGAUGAAGGCCUGUGGCCGGGCAGGGGGGCGCCUGACACGAACCCGCCCACCAUCACGAUCAGCAACAGCGUGACCACAUUAAACCUGGGCGCUAAGGCCAUGAAGAAGUGUCGUCUCGGCGGGCGCGGCAGCAAGGACAAAGAGGUGAGCCCGCUUUCGACUGGUCGGACCGCUAGCGAGAGCGCAGAGGUGUCCGUCAAGCGCCUCACGCUCACGUCGAGCCAAUCUGUGCCGAAAGCGGGAGCUCUCACCAGCCUGACGCGCACCGCCAGCGCCGUGUUCUCCCGUUCGUUUGAGCAGGUAGCCGCCGUUACCGCCCCACCCUCCGACAACCACACUGCCUCGGAAGCUGGCCGUUAUUCAUGCGGCCUGCAGGAGGAAGGGACGGGCUAUUUAAAUCCGGGGGCCAACCACACGCAUCGUUCACCUAGCGUCAGCGUGCACCUCAGCUCGGACCUUUGAAAUGUUUUCAUGAUGAACCUUCGAUCUGAUCCUGUGAUUCUGCACCUGGAAGUGUAAGCCAUGCCAACCGCAAGGGACCACAAACGUUUAGAUUUUUUUUUUUAAUAAUUCUGUCUGUCUCUCGCGCUCUGUAAUGCUCUAUACUGUGGCGUUGUUCUUUCUCUGUGCCGUAAAGCAGCCACAGGAGGGAGAUGAGAAGUCACCUUGCAGCUUUCUUUGACUCCUUAGUUAGUUGUACACCGUUGCCAUGUCAGGAACAAAUUGCAACCUGUUGACAAUACAGUAGGUACAUUUUAAAGCUCAUCACUAAACACGGCGUGCAAAAAUGUUUGGAAAUAAUUUUUAAGCGACGUUGCCUUUGCAUGCCUUUUCCAUACGUUUACCUUCCCUCCAGUCUGUGAGGGUAGAUGAAGUGCGUGUGUGUGUGUGCGCGCCCGCCCGCGUAUUGGUGGGUGUGAGUAUGUGUGCACAGUCUGUAAUUUAUUUUUUUUAUGAUUUAUUUUUAGCAUAAAAGCUGCUGAUUCAAAAAGAAAAUAUUUCUCCUACUUUUUAAAAGCUUGCUCCUUCCCCAUAGCAAUAUAAAUCUUACCUUCAGUGUUUGGACAAAUAUUUAAACUUAAACGUUGUAGUCUGUUUGCACUUUGGUCCAGUCACAGAUUUGUUUCUUGAUAAAAUCCACAUUCUUCCCAAACAAGUAUGAAAAGAAGGGGGGGGGGGAAUCAAAUCUAUUUUUAGUUUACAAUCACACAGUAUUGUCGUUAUGAUGAGCAAUAACUCCCUCGAUCAAAAUAAAACCGAUUAAAACCUCUAAUUACAAAGAACUUGUGAGAGGGCUAUAAAGUAUUGUUUUGCACUCGACAGGCUAAUUACAUAUAGUAUGUUUACAAAUGAGUAACUUGCAAACACUGAUCCAAAAAGAAGGUAUGUAUAUAUAUAUAUAUACAUAUAUAUAUUUAUUUUUUUUCCUGUGAGAAAAGAUAUGGAUUAUCUAAUCUAGGCGCCAUGCCAGGUAUUUCAGCAAUCUGCUUUCUACGGCCCACCUUCAACCCAUCUAUUUCACGCGUCACCCCACAAACACUAACACCACCUCCACUCUGUAAACUGCCGUCUGUGUGAAAUUAACUGUUUGAUGUACAGAAUUUGGUUGGACAAUCAUUGUGUUUCAGUAUGUCUGUUUACAGUUUGUGACUGAUUCUGCUUUUGUUGUACGUCAUACUGUUGUUCUAAAGAUGUUUUUAUUGGCCUUUUUAUAUGUCUGAGGAUGUGCAGCUCAGUGCUUCUGGAAAUAAAAUGUUUCUUUUGACUCAAA
This is a messenger RNA of Phycodurus eques (leafy seadragon), 3027 nucleotides long. RefSeq names its product hyccin PI4KA lipid kinase complex subunit 1 (gene hycc1). Gene Ontology annotation, biological process: phosphatidylinositol phosphate biosynthetic process; protein localization to plasma membrane. The coding region runs from base 213 to 1718 and encodes 501 amino acids. The transcript has 11 exons. Gene Ontology annotation, cellular component: plasma membrane. Lineage: Eukaryota; Metazoa; Chordata; Actinopteri; Syngnathiformes; Syngnathidae. The record is from RefSeq and is a predicted model, not a curated record.